Messenger RNA from Rotaria sp. Silwood2, 1689 nucleotides. Lineage: Eukaryota; Metazoa; Rotifera; Eurotatoria; Philodinida; Philodinidae. The record is from the annotation of a GenBank genome assembly.
AUGUAUGGAAACUACUAUGUUGUUGUUCUAUCUUCACAAGAGUUACAUUGUCGAUGUUUAAUGAGCAAUCCAACAUGUUGGCCAAAUGCAUCAGUUUGGCAAAAUUUUAAUGAAUCAAUCGAUGGACGAUUAGUUUCCGUUCGAUCAACUGCUUCAUUUUGUGUUGGUAAUCCACCAAAUAUGGAGGUUUGUAAUAGUGCUCUUUCUCAAUGGACGAAUUCGACAUGGCGAGCUGAUCAAAUCGGAUCGAUGCAAAACUAUAAUUGGGAAAAUGUUUCCUGCUCAGGUGAUCCUGGAAAUGUGACAUGUACUCAAGGAUCUAUUCCUCGAUUAGGAAUUAAUGCUACAACAGUCGAACAUGUUCUAGCAACAAUACGUUUGGCUAGUGUGAAUAAUCUUCGAUUAGUUAUAAAAAGUACUGGACAUGAUUAUUUAGGGCGAUCGACAGCUGCUGAUUCUUUACUUCUCUGGCUUCAUCAUAUGAAAAAUAUGAAUUUACUUGAGCAAUAUACGUCAUGUACUGGCGAAAUCGUCUCAAAUGCAAUCCGUUUAAGUGCUGGUGUACAAUGGGGUGAAGUAUACUCUUGGUUAGCGAGGUACAAAUUAAUAGCGAUUGGUGGCAUAUCAAGUACCGUAGGUGCCAUUGGUGGAUACUUACAAGGUGGCGGUCAUGGACCAUUGUCACGCUGGAAAGGAAUGGCUGCUGAUCAAGUUCUCGAAUUUGAUGUUGUGACGGCUGAUGGACAACGUCGAACAGUUAAUGCCUGUCAAAAUCAAGAUUUGUUUUGGGCUUUACGUGGUGGGGGUGGUCAAACUUUUGCUGUUGUGCUUUCGGCAGUUUUGCGCACGUUUCCUUCACCAUCGAUUGUCAGUACUAUUUAUAGUAUUUCUGCAACGAAUGAAGUACGUUAUGCUCGCUUGAUUCUAGAUUUCAUUCGAUUUAUGCCAACAUUAGCUGAUGUUGACUACUCCGGCUAUUUUUAUUUGAUAGAUUUGACUUUAAAUAUUGUAUAUUUUGUACCGAAUGGUAAUUUUACAGUAGUUACUUCGAUCUUCAAUGAAUUCAUGAAAAAUAAUAAAGAUUUACAAUUCAAUGCGAAUUUCACUACUAUGUUUCCCACAUUUUAUGAUUAUUUUACAUACAUCAUGAAUUCAUCAGAUUCAAGCGGUGGCCAUGUUCUAUUUGGAUCUCGUCUCAUUCCUGAAACGAUUGUUCGUCAACAACCUGAUCAAUUAGCUGAAGUACUCUUUCGAAUUAGAGGUCGUUCAAAAAAUCAAUCCAUAAUAGGUGGACAUUUUGUAGCUGGUGGGGAAGUAUCCAAAGUAUCGAUUAAUAAUAGCAUUAAUCCUGCCUGGCGUACCGCGCUGAUGCAGAUCAUUUUUAUACAAGGAUGGUAUGAAAAUACAUCAGCAGCUGAUCAAACACUUCUUGCUUCACACCUACGAACUCAAGUCGAACUUCUUCAAACUGUGGCCGGUGGUUCACAAUCAAGUUGUUAUUUAAAUGAGGCUGAUCCUAAUGAACCUGAUUGGCAACAGAAAUUUUUCGGUACUCAAGCCCACUACAAUCGAUUAAAAUCAAUAAAAAACGCUGUCGAUCCGAAUGGUUUAUUUAUUUGUAAGAAUUGUGUUGGUAGUGAUGAUUGGUCUACUGAUCUCAACUGUCCGAAAAAUUCCAUGCCGAACUGA